This is a messenger RNA of Mercurialis annua (annual mercury), 3834 nucleotides long. RefSeq lists its product as uncharacterized. The transcript has 9 exons. The coding region runs from base 1 to 3834 and encodes 1277 amino acids. Gene Ontology annotation, molecular function: nucleic acid binding; RNA-DNA hybrid ribonuclease activity. Lineage: Eukaryota; Viridiplantae; Streptophyta; Magnoliopsida; Malpighiales; Euphorbiaceae. The record is from RefSeq and is a predicted model, not a curated record.
AUGAUCGAUGACCAUGAAGAGUUGAAAUCUAUGGCCGUUCAGUAUUUUGCUAACUUAUUUACUGGUAGCACAGAUCAGUAUAUCCCUUUUCCUUUCAAGGGUAUGUUCCCUCAAUUAGAUAUUGCUACCUCAACUCUUCUGGCCAAAGAAAUUACGAACGAUGAAGUGAGAAUGGCUCUCUUUGAUUUGCAACCCUUGAAAUCUCCGGGAGUGGAUGGCCUUCAUGCGCUUUUUCUCCAGAAUCAAUGGUCUACUGUUGGGCCAAAGAUUUGUGAUUUUAUUAAAGGUAUCUUCAGUGGGCAGGAGUUUCCGAGAGAGAUAAACAGGACUCUCAUUACGCUGAUUCCUAAGUGCGAGAAUCCAGAGUCGAUUAAGAGCUUCCGGCCGAUUAGCUUGUGCAACGUUAUCUAUAAGAUUAUUACUAAGAUUAUAGCUAACCGUCUCAAGAAAGUUAUGCCCCACAUUAUUGGUCCUAUGCAAACUAGCUUUGUCGAAGGGAGACACAUCACGGACAAAAUUAUUCUUGCCCAAGAAGCCUUACAUUCGAUGCGAAAGAAAAAAGGCAAAAAAAGUUUUAUGGUCAUUAAGAUUGACCUUGAGAAAGCGUAUGAUCGCAUCUCUUGGGAUUUUCUUAGUGAAACUUUGGAAGAUAUUGGCUUUCCUACGUUCAUGUCGAAGGUCAUUAUGAGCUGUGUUUCUACGGUCUCGAUGAAUAUUUUGUGGAAUAGCAGCCUCCUUGAUGAAUUUUAUCCGACUUGUGGCAUCCGUCAAGGCGACCCGAUCUCUCCCUAUCUCUUCGUGCUUUGUGUUGAACGGCUCUCCCAUUUGAUUAAUAAAGCGUGUUCUAACAAGCAGUGGAAGCCUUUAAGUAUGGGACGGCAUUGUCCUGGGUUAUCACAUUUGUUUUUCGCCGAUGAUCUCCUCUUGUUCAGUGAAGCUUCUUAUGAGCAGGUAGAGAUUAUUAACUCUAUUCUCGAUACGUUUCGUUCUUCGGCUGGGCAAAGGGUUAACAAGGACAAAACUAAGGUUCAUUUCUCUACGAAUGUCCCUAAUGCCACGAAAAACGCUCUAGAUCAUAACUUGGGAUUUCAAGCGACAGAAGAUUUGGGAACUUAUUUGGGGGUUCCGCUUAUUCAUGGUAGAUAUUCCAAGCGUCAUUGUACUGGUGUGAUGGAGAGUAUAAUGACCCGUUUGUCUAGCUGGAAUGCUAGAUCUUUAUCCCUUGCGGGAAGGUCAACUCUUAUCAAGUCGGUGAUAUCUUCUAUUCCGAUUUACACGAUGCAAACAGCUUCCCUCCCAAGAGGUUCCUGUAACCUUAUUGACAAAAGUUGUCGAAGAUUUCUGUGGGGCUCUACCAGUGAUAACAGGAAGAUUAAUCUUGUCAAAUGGGAUGUUGUGAAUAGACCUAAGAUGGAAGGUGGUUUAGGUCACAAGAAUAUCUUGGCGAUGAAUGAAGCUCUUCUUAUGAAAAUUGGAUGGAACCUAGUUGCCAACCGAGAUGUUUUUUUGGUGAAUCUGCUGAGAUGUAAAUACAAAUUGAGCGAUAAUAUGGCUCCUGAGCUUUCUAAUACCGGCGGUGCUUCUCAUCUUUGGCGAAGUGUUGGAAAAGUUUGGAAGAAAAUUCAAGAAGGGGUGAGAUGGGCGCUUUGUGAUGGCUCCAUAAUUCGGUUCUGGCUCGACCCUUGGUUAGGAGAUAAUAACAUUCUUAUUGAUAUUGCUGCAUCUCAAGUCCCUAUUGAUAUGCUAAAUUACACUGUUAACUACUUUGUUAACAGUAAUGGAGGUUGGGAUUGGGAGAAAUUUGCUCCGUUCAUUCCGGCGAGGUGGGUAAUGAAAAUCGCUAAUGUUAUUCCUCCUCAUCAUAGUAACGGCGUGGAUUUCUUAUACUGGGGUUUAUCUAGCUCAGGCCAUUUUACGACAAAGUCUGCUUAUUCUUUCUCUACUCAGGACAACAUGGCUAUUAAUGGUGUUAACUGGACGGCAGUUUGGAAGUGGACGGGUCCGGAGAAGAUUAGAUAUUUCUUGUGGUUUGCUAAGCUCAGCAAGAUCCUUACCAAUGAAGAGCGUGCAAAAAGACAUAUUUCUGCAGAUAGUGGGUGUCCGAGAUGCUUCAAAGAUGUUGAAACGUGCUCCCAUGCUUUAAGGGACUGCGAAUUUUCCUCUUUAAUUUGGAAUAGGUUCUUAAAUCCAGAUAAAAAGGUAAGCUUCUUCUCAAUGAAUUAUGAUGUUUGGCUUGAUAACAAUCUGCAAGGGCAUUUUAAUGGGAAUGGUAAAGAGAACUGGACGAUAACGUUCGGUGUAAUCCUUUGGAGCUGUUGGAAGUGGAGAAAUAAUUUUAUUUUCGCUGAUAACAGGGAGUCUUUUCAUUCAGUAGUGAAGGGUGUUGAUAGCAUGGAGCAGUAUAUAUCUCUUGCCAAGAAUAGCAGAAUUAUGCAGAUGAGAGGUGUGAAUUGUUAUAAAAAGUUGCCCAUUCAUUGGUAUUGCCCGAAUCCAGGAUGGACAAAAAUUAACACAGAUGGCUCUUUUAAUGCACAAUCCCAUAUUGCUAAAGCAGGUGGUCUGGCCCGUAAUGAAUCCGGUGGUUGGAUAGGAAGCUUCUCCAUGUGUAUUGGCAAAGAUUCAGUGUUAGGGGCUGAAUUUAGAGGGGUGUAUUUUGGGUUGCUCCUUGGUUGGAACUUGGGUGUGAGGAAGGUAAUUAUGGAAGUGGAUAAUAAGCAGGUGGUGGAUAAAAUUAACUCUGCUUCUAGUGCAGCAGAAUUCUCUAACAUUCUUGCUGCGAUUCGAGGUCUCUUGGCUCGUGAUUGGACUGUUAUCAUUACUCAUGUGUAUAGAGAGGCAAACUUUGCUGCUGAUCAUCUAGCUUCUCUGGUGCCGGAUAGUGUGCUGUGGUGGGCUGCAGCUGAAGAAAUAGAGAAGCUUAAUCACAUUGAGGUAAUAUUUGUGCAAGUGAAUUCUUUAUUUUCAGCUAGCAAUGUUUAUACUCCAUGCAAUAAGUUUGUAGACAUACUAGACAAUCCUGGAUCCGCUGAUCUCAGUACCUAUCUUGAUUUUGCUUCUGUCAGGCACUCUGCUGAAGACGCUUCAGAAGAUAAUUCUGUGCAUGGCCAGAUGACCCUGUCCCAGUUUCUUGGUUCUCUCGGCAUAAAUUUUCGAGUGGAAGCAUUGCUACAGAACUGUAAGGAUGAACAAGCAGAGUCUCUAAGAACUGGAUACUGGCGUCUCGUGGAAUGGAGAAAAGAUGAGGAUAAUGCAAAGACAAUAGAACAGUUAGAUGUAACGGUUGAGGGGCUAACUGAUAAUGAGAGGCUGGAGAGGGUAAUGAUACUGAAAGGGUGCAGGGGGGUAAUUGAGGGUGGAAGGUUAUAUAUGGAUGCUGAUAGAGUAAAUAUAGAGGCUGAUGGGGUUGAUGUUGUAGAGGAGUGGGUAAGUGACAAUGUGGUUAUUGAUGGUGUUGAGGAAGGGGUGAAUGAUAAUGUUGGGGGGGAGGGGGGGAGGUUAACUUCAUUUUAUGGUGUAGUUGAGGAUUGGAACGGGUUGAAAGAAAAUGUGGAUGAGAGGGUAAAUGCAGAGGAUGCACAAAUAUUGAGAAAAAUUGACAAAUACCCUACAUGUGUAUUUGUUGGGGAUAAUUUCAUAUCAGAAAUAUUUAUUGAAGACGACCUAGUUUUCGGCAUUUCAGAUUUUGUGUGGCUUGAGGGCUUUGCUGUAGAGAUAGUGAAUGAUGAUGCUUCUACUGGGUCUAGGUCUAGGUCUAGGUAUGCCAGUGUAGCCCCUAAUGAGGGUAUCCAGAGACCUACAGCAGCAACAAAAAAUGCUAAAAGAAAGAAGAAAUAA